AUGUCGACGAGUUUUCCAAAUAGUAAUGGAAGUGUGCCGCAGUACAAUCCUCAAGCAAACGGUUCUUUCAAUCAGUAUGCACAAAAUCUACCACCCGGCGGAUAUCCAGGAAUGGAGCACUAUCAGCAUAACAUGUAUGCACCAAAUGCAAAUGGAUAUGGCGGAAUGCCACCCGGUCAGCCAAACAUGGGUGGUCCAGCGCAGCCGACGGCUAUGCCUCUAAAAGGACAACCGCCGCAACAGUAUCCGGGCCCACCUGGUGCAGGUGUGAAGCUUCCUGGCUACGAUGCCAAUUCAAUGCAAAAUGGAUAUAUGGGAUAUCCACCACAUCAGCAACGCACGACUGGGCACCCGCCUCAGAAUGGGCCACCGCCAAACUACAAUGCUCACCAGCAAAUGCCGCCGCCCAACAAUCCAUACGGAGGUGUGCCCGAUCCAUAUAGGAUGUACUCUGGGAUGCAAGGACCGCCGGCUCAGCCCCCACAAAACUCGUCAACGCAGCCAGCGCCGCCGGCUCAAAAUGCAAAUUAUCCUCCUCCAGCACAACCUGCGCCACCUUCUGCGCAAGCUGUUCCUCAUCAAUAUCCUACUCAACAGCCCCUUCCAGCACACCUACAUGGGGGACCGCCAUACCAGUCAAUGCCACCCCCACAAAGUGCUCCCCUUCAACACUACCAACCGCCAGGAUACACCAAUGGAACCACGCCCACCAGGCCGCCAACAACACAAGGGUUUCCACCAUUGCAACCAUCAAAGCAAGCAAAGCAAGAUGAUACUCGACCCAAUAACUUGCAGCAGACACCAAAUCAACAGUAUCCUGGAAGUUUUGGGGGACCCGGUGCGCCUAACGGAUAUGAUGCCUAUGCUGGUGGUCCUGGAGGAUAUCCAGGAUAUCCACCACCCGGAAACCAAGGAACACCUGUAACUUCUCAAGCCCCAGGACAGAAUGGCACAAGUGGGACGCCGAACGGGCAACACCAAUUUAGUGGAUUCAACGCCAGCUUGUAUUCUACCCCUGGUCCGGACACAGGAGGUCAUCACACUCCCAGUCACAAUACUUCAGGGCAGAACACUCCUGGACACCAUACUCCUGGUCAAAUGACUCCAACCCAUCAGACUCCAGGACAUCAAACUCCCGGCCAUCAGUCUUCAGGACACAAUACUCCGGCCCAGAAUACUCCUUCUGGAUCUGCGGCACCAGUGGUAAACCCGUAUGCACCGAUGGGAAAUCAGGGUCAGUUUGGAAGCAAUGAUCCGGCAAGCAGUCACGGUACACCUGGAAACUAUGGAGGAAUGAAUUCCAGUCAUUCGACUCCUAAUCCUCCUACCGGGCGAGCAACUCCGGGAACACCGUCUACACCGACGACUCCAGGAGCCAGUCAGCAAAGGACUCCGCAGCAGCAACAACAACAACAACAACCAGGAAUGCAGAAUCAUAUGCCACCACCACCACAGUACAAUCACAACCCAAUGGCAUCACCGAACCAUGGUCCGAAUGGAACAACUCCUCAGAAGCAUCAAACUCCAAUGGGAUCUUCUCUACCUCCUUUGAAUGGCCAGUAUCCGCCGAUGACUCAGAACAUGCAAUCGCCGGUCACAACACCGGCACCGGAACCAACAUUCAAAGAGCCGGCAAUGCCAGUCCGGCAUUCGCCAUCUCAUACGCAAUCCCCCGCACUUCAGCAACCAACAGGAGCCCCACCAGCCUAUCACACGCCAAGCAGCUCUAAUAGGACACCGGAAGCAACAACAAGUUCACAGCCAGCGCGGUCGCCAACGUUUGCAGUACCGACACUCCCAGCAGCAAAGCCAAAAACUUCUCCUCAGAAAAAACGAGGAGAAAUUGAAAGUGUCCCUGAGCCACCAUCUCAGGACACACCUUUCACGUUGGUGCAUAAUUUCGAACUACCCGCCGCAAUGACUAACUUGAAGGAAUCGAUAUCGGUAGGACCCAAUAAAAAAAUGCAUCCGCAAGUGGACAAACACUACUUUUCGCGGAAGCGGCAACCACUACGCCACCCGUAUCCGGAAGGAGCUAAUGCUCAUAACACUCCGGCAACUGAACCAAGCACGUUUGGGUUCAUAGAAGGAAGUAAGUAUUUCAAGGAAGGAUACAAUCGAAAGAUUACACUGCAAACACCAUCCAUGGGACCACCAACGCUUUCCCGGUCACAGUCAAUGCUAGUCUCUCCUGGAUUCAACGCGUCGCAACCAUCAACUAGCGGUCGACAGCCUGCCAAAAAAGCGCGAAGUGCAUCAGACGCUUCCGAGCCAACAUUCACCAUGCCACUACCACCGAAUCGGCAUCCAAUGGCAGCCACAGAUCCGAGGAUGCAGCAGCAAAUGCAAAUGCAUCAGUACCAUCAACAGAUGCAUAUGCAAAAAAUGCACCAGCAACAAAUAGCUGCACAACAACAGCAUAUGACAAGAAUGAAUCAAGCUGGAAAUAUGCCAUCUACAUCAACGGCGGGCGGUAUGCCACCAGCUCCUGGGCCUACAGCACUUCCUCCCAUCGCGCCGCCAGCUCUUCAACGAGCCGAGUCGAUGCCUCAACUACCAUCCCAACAACAGCCCCCAAUGGGAGGGCAGAUGCCGCCACAUAUGGCUGGAAUGCCGCCGAUGAAUGGAAAUCAUUUAGAAAACCCGACGGCCAACAGCAAUACUGGCCACACCAACAACCAGCAGCGAGUUGGUCUUCCGCCGCUGACUUUGCGAAACCCGGCGCUGGCUGGAACACAAAGCCAUGAUUUCCCUUCAGCACCUUCCACAUCGAAUCAACCACCAGAUCAAUGCGCUGGUUGUCAUAAUUUUAUAUCUGCCGGGUCCCCUACCCUGUGUUGUAUGUAUCAUGACUGCAAAAACGUGUACCAUCGACAAUGCACGCGACUAACAUCAAAUGCGUUUAAUCAUUUUGACGGGACGCCUCAAGCUCGUUGGGUGUGUCCACCAUGUGAGACUCAAGUUCGCCCAAUGCAAAUGCAACAUGCUUAA
Molecule: messenger RNA, 2991 nt
Organism: Caenorhabditis remanei
Lineage: Eukaryota; Metazoa; Nematoda; Chromadorea; Rhabditida; Rhabditidae
Exons: 9
Coding region: 1-2991 (996 amino acids)
Source: RefSeq, a predicted model, not a curated record